Cokeromyces recurvatus is the source of this 2571-nucleotide messenger RNA. RefSeq lists its product as uncharacterized. The transcript has 11 exons. Gene Ontology annotation, cellular component: integrator complex. Bases 1 to 2571 code for a protein of 856 amino acids. The record is from RefSeq and is a predicted model, not a curated record. Lineage: Eukaryota; Fungi; Mucoromycota; Mucoromycetes; Mucorales; Mucoraceae. Gene Ontology annotation, biological process: regulation of mitotic cell cycle; centrosome localization.
AUGUUACAUACUUUUAUUAUACUUGAUGGUCACCCAGAUGCAUUUGCACCUUUAACAAGAGUAAAUGAUCAAUCCAUAGAUCCAACACAUCAGAUUCCUACUUAUCCUUUAUGGACUAGUAUGGUACAAAGUUCUUUAGAUUUUUGUCGCAUAGUUUGGGAUAUACAACAAACCAAAAGAUAUAUUAUCAACGUGCUAGUUGCAGGGAAAACACCUAUUUUACUUAAUAAUACCUCAGAGCAAGAUAUUAGAAUAUUACAACAAAAAUUUCCUCAUGUCCAACCUAGACAAUCUUAUUCACAUGACCGAAUACAGGCUACAAUUGAAAAUGCACUUCAAUUAUAUCAAGAACAAUCUCAUGAAUACAUUUUAAGUCGAUGUCGUAUCAUUCUUGUUAUUGUUGCAAAAGAUCAAUCUGAAAAACAGUUCGAAUUUCGAAAUAAUCCACAAGAUCCUGUCCGCGAUUUACAAGCCAUUGUUUAUGAAUCACUCAAUAAAGUAAAUAACGCGAACCCUUCAAAAAGUAUAAGUCAUGUACAAGUAGACGUACUACGAUCAUUAUCGUUUUCUGAUACACCUGAGCAUCUUAUACAAGACAAAAUUAUAUCUAAGAAAGUGACACAUCAAAUAACAAUGUCAGCUUAUAAUAUUCCAAACGGACAAGAUGACUUAAAAUAUGCAAUGCGUCAUCUUGCACAAUUAUAUUAUAACAUUAAUAUAUUGCACAUAUCAAAUAUACCAAUGAAGUCUGCAGCAGAACAAAUACAACAGCAAUCAACACGUACAGUUACAUUAUAUUACCAAGCAAAUGGACAUCAUUUAAUUAAUCAACAGGAACCACUAAGAAACUCACUUAUUCAUGAUCCAGCCUAUUUAAAAUAUAGAGAGCUAAAGUUAAUCUAUUCUAAACGUAGUAAAAGAUCUUUAUCAGAAUCUGAAUGGUGCUCUUGCAUACACACUAUUUCGCCAUUAAAAUUACAUGAUGGUGUAACUCAAGUUUAUUUAGAUAUGAUAUUUAAAGGUAGUGUUUCUUAUCUUGUAUUGCCUGAGCUUAGUCAUACCAAAUCAUGGACUCAUACAUUAAUGGUUGAAGAUGGUACCAUCUUUUUAUGUUGCUUUAAUAAUCAACUUCAACAGCAAUUCACAGAAGCAAAAGACGAUAUAAUUUCAUUAUCAAAAGUAGUAAAGAUAGAAGGAUUUGUUGAGCAUCAUGAGACUAAGGGUAUGAUACCCAAAACAACAGAAUUGGUAGAUACAAUAAUUCGUCCUAAUUUAUUUGAUAAUAUGAAACAACUAUUACAUGAAACGUCUACAAAUCCAUUAUGUAGAACUGUAUCUUUUAAUCCUUUCCUCUUUUCACAUCAUCUUCCUAUUAUAACUCAUUCAAAAUUAGUUACAUCUCGUUCAAUCGAAAAGGCUACUCGUUGGCGUACUUGUUUCCGUGAUUGCGAAGGUACAAAUCUCUUCCCUGUAACUCUUCAUCAUAGAUCGAUUGAAGAUCUUGCUAUGGAUGUACUGAAUGGUGUUCCUAUUAGUUCUGGAUUUGGUAUUGCUUUAGGACUUAUUCAUGAUUUAUUUGAACAGCUUCAAGAUAUUUUCUUUAAAGAUAUAAUUUCAUCAAAGGAUGUAUCGAUGACAAAGGAAUUAAUCAAUAUGAUUGUGUCUGAAUUGAAAAGUGGAAUGGAGGGAGCUGGCAAAAAACUCUUUGUAAAAGGAUUAGGAAAAGAACAUACCAAGCUUUUAUCUAAAAAACUUCUUGUUGCACUUUAUCUUAUUGGAAAAAGAUUUCAAAAGGAUUCAGAUAAACAUAAAAUGUUAUGUAAUUAUAUAGUUACUACUAUUAAAGAGAAAAUAGAUGUUUUAUCUACUCAAAUAACUGACUAUACGAAAAAUACAACGACGGAAAUCAAAGCAGAGGAUGUAGCAUGGAAUCAAUUUCAUCAUUAUGAGAAUAUGUCUCUCAGAGAACGAGAGGAUGCUGCACAAGGUUUAUUACCAGAAACAAAAAACUUGAAAACAGUUCAAAAUGAUAAUACUAUGUUUAAGGGACAAUCAGUGCCCCUUUAUCAAAUAAAGAAUGAAAAAGGAAUUCAACAGCAAACUUCAGUAAAAUAUAAUCCUAAUUUUAGAUCUCGACGUGGACAGCAGACUAUGGCUACCACUCAUACUACAAUUCCUGCUACUGUUACUGCUGCUACUGCUACUGCUACUGCUACUACUACUGCCACUAUGACUACGACCACGACUACAAGUAGGGAUAUAAAGGAUCAAACAAGUCCAUUAAAUCAAUAUCCUAAUCCCUCUGCCGCUAUACCUUAUUUAACCUUUAUUGCCCCUACAAUUGAAGAGAAAGAACAAGAAGAAAAGGAAGAAGAAGCAAGUUUAGGAAAGCCAGGGAAUUUGCUUUGGCUUUAUUGGAUGAAUGAUAAACUAAAGAAGAGAGGACAUCAUGAAGAAGGAGAUAUUAGCAGUGAUGCUGAAUUAGUUUAUAAAGAUCAUCAAUGGAAACGGGUUAAGAAAGAGUUCUUGGGUCGUUUAGCUCAGCCUGGAGAAAAAGGAGAAACAUCUUGA